CAAUCUGCACAAUGCUCACGCCUGUUACAAAGAGUCCCAAACACCUGACAACGGCUGUUGAGGGCCUUAUGGCAUCAAGUCUGAGAGAACUUUGAUGAAGAGCAAGCAUUUCUGGAUACUGAGGCGCAGUUGUCUAAUACCACAGUAAAGGAUGAAAGCAAGGACAAAGAAUCAUCUUCAGUUACUUCUUCAGCGACUUCUCUUGUACCCAACUUCCAAUUCGGUAGAGGAUGAAUGGAAACGGCGUGAUGACGCAGUGGACGCUGUUGUGCAGUAUUGUGAUGUCCUAGAAGGUGGCCCACUUUGUGGCCGGCCCAAGCAGAUCAAGACGAUAUCCAUCCCAUCAACAGACCCUGAGCCUGACCUUGACGGCUCGUCCAAUGUUAGAGACUGCCUUGACAAAAACAUGGAGACCACUCUCUGUCCACGUGAUGAGCUCUUUUGUACAACACAGAAGCAUCACGGAUGUUUCGAAGCCACGGGCUUGUUUCCAGUGCUUUGCUAAUGAGAAACUGCCCGAUCAAACCUGUUGUAGGAUGUUUUAUGACACUGGCUGCAUGACACGGCACAUUGACACUUGUCACCUGCAUGAAGACUCUCUCA
Molecule: messenger RNA, 603 nt
Organism: Aspergillus glaucus CBS 516.65
Lineage: Eukaryota; Fungi; Ascomycota; Eurotiomycetes; Eurotiales; Aspergillaceae
Exons: 2
Coding region: 152-505 (117 amino acids)
Source: RefSeq, a predicted model, not a curated record